GUUUGGCCACAGUUUAAACUCUGCGCCACCAGUCGCUAAAAUUGUAGGGAAUAUGUUGAACACAAGAACUGGUAAAGCACGUAAAGCUCUACCGAAACGCCCAGUACCAGAAGGCGAAUCAUCAGAGUCAAGUGAAGAAAUUAAAUCCCCAAGAUCUUCAUCUUUUGACUCUUUAGUUAUCAGUCGACUGGAAGAAAAAGAAGAACUUCAGCAUUUAAAUGAUCGUUUCGCAAAUUACAUCGAACAUCUUCAUAAAAACAUCUUCAAUAAAGAGUUCAGUGGUCAUAUUGACCUUUUAACGAAUUCUUUAAAAAAUGAAAUGGAUGACUAUGUAAAAGUUUUUUCAAACGAAGUUGAAUUAUUGCGCCAAAAUUUAAAUAAAACUUCACUUGAAUUAACUAAUGCUAAAAUUCAGUUGAAAAAGUCCACAUCUGAUCUAGAUGAAACAAUUAAACAACUUGAGCGUUCAAAAGCCAAUGAGACUGAAAUGGGGAAUAAAAUCGCGUCAUUAAAUGUUCAACUAUCUCAGUUACAAAAUCAAUUGGACGUAUGUAACAAUUACAAAACAGAUUAUGAUUCAUUGAUGGAUCAACAUAAAAUGUUAAAAUCUCAGUUGGAAAAUGAAACUCUGAUGCAUACUGAUACCAAAAAUAAGCUACUUACAGCUUUAGAACAAUUAGAGUUUAAAAAUCAGCUAUUAGCGAAAGAACGUAAUAUCUGGAAUAGCGAAUCAAUUCAAUCGCAUUUAACGUCUAUAAUCAAAAGUGUCGAAGCAAAUUCUCAUGAUAAACUAUGUCAUUUAUUAUCUGAAAUACGUUCACAAAUGACGAUACAAUAUGAUCAAGCAAAAAAUAAAAUAAAAGAGGGUUUGAAAGCAACUUUAGAUGCAGAAAAAUUACGAUCAAAUUCACUUGAACAAGAUCUUAGAAAUAAAAUAACUGAAUGUCAACGUUUAUCUCAGUUAGUAUCAUCACAGUCAAGUGACUUAUAUAAUUGUCGUCAUGAAUUAGAAGCUACUCGUAAACAGCUUAAAGAUUUUGAACAACAAUUAAAAUUUAAUGAAGAUAAAUUACAUGGAAUAAUUAGUCAACAUCGUUCAGAAGUAGAACGUUUAUUAGAACUAUUAACGGAUAAAUCAACUGAAUGUACUGAAUUAGCUGGAAUAAAAAUUCAAUUAGAUGCUGAACUUGCAAUGUAUAGAAAAUUGUUAGAAGGUGAAGAAUCUCGCCUUCAUCUAUCUCCUACAGAAAAGAUCCUAAAAGGUAAACCAAUUGUUCGAACAAAUAUAACUCCUACCAAACGUACAUAUAGUGACAUGUAUACAUCUUCAUUAAAAUCAAAACAACAAUCAACUGGAAGUUGUCUUCAUGAUGUUGAUUUAGAUCAUACAGAUACUAAUAAUAUUGUGCAAUCUUAUCCUUUGACAACUGAACGUGAAAUAUCAGAAAUUUCAGAUUCACACUCAAAAAUAACCAAUAUCGACUUCAAUUUACAUAGUUCUGGCUUAUCUACGUUUCCUUCAUCAUCAAGUUUAAUUGGAGAUUCUUUACGUAUAACAUGUCGUGCUGAUGGUCCAAUACAUUUCUCUAGCGCAGAUCCUGGAGAGGGUUUACUACGUAUUUACAAUGCUAGUGAAGAUGCUAUUGAUUUAAGUAAUUGGCAUCUAUACGCUGGACCAACUCAUGAAGGUUCAUCGGAUUACGUAAAACUGUAUACAUUUCAUAAAUCUCAAAACUUGCAACCACACACAGAAUUGCAAGUUUUUCUUUGCUUCGCAUCUGAACCUUCACAAGUCUCUUCCGCUAAACGUGUUCGUCCUGAUGUCAGUGCAAUUUUGCAUCUAAUCACUCCAGUAUCUGUUUGGAAUCCUUACAGUAGUUUAAUUGCACUUCAAGAUUCAACUGGUUCGGUUCGAGCCACUUGUGAAAUGGAAUCAUACUGUAGAAAAUCUGAUAAAAUAUCAACAUCAGAUGUUAUUGCCGUUGAUGAUGAGGAAGACGGUUCAAGUGAUAAAGUUUCCUCAGUCUGUUCAGAUAAUGAUUUCACCUCAAACAAUGAUCCACAACAACAAACUGUUGAAGAUAACAAUUUAAAUAAAUCAGUGGUGAAGAUAACGCGCUUGUCAGAAGAGACAACUAGAACAUUUCAAAGUCAUGGUGAAUAUUUUGAUUUACCGAAACAUGUUAGUUCGGUACGAUUUCGUAGUGAUAUUUGGCCAAAUGAAGUAAGUAUUAAACUUUCAUAUUGGGAUCAUUUCGCCUUCAAUAUUCGUAAUACUCAUCUCAGUGGCGCAGAACAAAACGGAUUCAAUGAAAAUUUUAGUUUAAAAAUAAGACUUGUAGGUAAACUAAAUCAAAUUGUGAUUAAAAAUGAGUAAGAGCUGAACCGAAUCUGGAAGUAGUAUUGUAAUGAAAUAAGAUUUACAGCAAUUGGUGAUUUCAUUGGGAUGAAAUAACUUGGAACUGUUUUGUACCAGUUUAAUCUGUAUAGAAUUACACUGGUAUGAACUGAUGUAUAUCCUGUAUUAGAACCAUAUCUUAAAUAAUGAUACCACAAUAAAAUAAUCGAACGAUAGUGAUUCUACUAAUAAAAAGAAAUAAACGAAUUGUUGCUAUGUCGAUAACAUUGUCAGAAGAAAGGACUUGACAGGGUUUAACCGUUAUCAAAAUUAAUUGUAAGUGUUACUACACAAGUACACCCAGCUGACGAGUUUCAAGCAGGACGAAACGCACAUUCUGGAUUUCAUUGCUUGUGACUUAAGACAAUAUCGAAGCAAUCCUCACAGGAUGUACAUGCUCCAAUAAGAGACUAAUCAGUCGCAGUCGUAAACGUCAAUGGGAAAAUUCAAACAAUCGAUACAAAGAUGAAUUAUCUACAUGACAACCAAUCGAAUUGAAAUAAUAAAUAAUUAAUCUUUAUUUGUUUAAUAGUCCAAACGAGUGUAUACAUUUAUGUACGAACUUAUUCGUAAAGGAAUUUACCAUUACACGUUUUUAAUGCUUAGAGUUAAACAUUUAUCUUGAACCAUAGUAUAUCAUUUAACACUGAUAUUCUUAUAACAAGACAAGGAGUAUAUUCGCCUCUAUUAUUACAAACAAUUUGAAGGGAUAUCAUUCUACGUCUCUAACCAUUGGUUACGAUAAUCACAAGAACUCUAGCCAAGGUAGUCUGUGCCUAUUUAUGAGGCUAAGUCUAAUUGUUAGGGAUUUCAUGAACUAAUACCAUGUUUACAAAUUCUUUAUUUACUGAGUUACUGAAUCUUUAUGUUCUCUCAACUUCUAAUCUUCUGUAUUCUUUAUGUCCCUUUUCUUUUUCUCGUUCCAAAUUUAUUUCACUGUAUUAUACUCCUUGGAUAACAUCGUCAAGCCCUAAUGUUUCCGAUUACUGCUUAUACUUUUACUACCUCUACCACUAUGGGAUUUGAAUCGACAACUGCAUCUCUGUGUUAAUAUGGUAUGGCAACUCGAACUGAUGUACGUACGUACGUACGAAGUUCUACGUUGUUACUGAUUGACAGACUGAGUUACUGAAUCCAGACAGUCAGUACAUUAUACUUUUUUAAAACUUACAUUUAUCAAGCCUACGAAUAGACAUCAUGUGUUUCCAUCACCCAAUCUUACUUCUGUUUUUUUUUCCAGUCCCAUUUAUUGAAGGAAGGAUCACGUAACUAUACGUGUACAUUAUUAUAGUUGAUAAUGAAUUAAUUCAUGAAGACCGUCGAUUAUAUUUUGUUCAAUUACAGAACAGUAUUUUUCAUCGAAACAACCAACCGAAACACACACACACACACACCGUGGGACGUAUGUACAUGCUGAUCAAUAUGAAUGAAACAAAGUUGUUCUUUUAUAAACUGAUCUGAAUUAAAUAACUUUUAUUUUACACAUUAUAUCAUAUAUCAUAUCAAUUAUAUAUUCAUAUAAGUGUUGAUUAAUUUAUCCCUCCGAAAUUAACUUUAUCUACUAUGGAUUUUUAUUCUUAUUUUCAUCCAUUGAUUCAUACUUUUAUAGUGAAUCUCACAAUUGGUGGGUUUAUUUUUGUCGCUUAAACAUUUGACUCUAUUUGUGUUAAAUGUUUAGUCUUUCUUCAGUAAUAAUAACGCCCUGUGUAAUUGGUUAAUUGUCUCCAAUGUGUUUUUUUUUUCAUUCAAAAAAUUGUUAUCCUAUGGAAAACAGUCUAAUAGUUGUUGUGUUAUUUUUAUUCUCUGCUAUGAUCGGUGCUCGUCAAUUGUCCAAUUAAAGAAAAGAAACCCAUUGUGAUACAUUGUCAUUAUAUACCUUUAAAUUGUGUAUUCAUGCUCUGUUUAUCUAUUAUUACGCAUAUGUUUGUAUCCAUACUACUAAAUUCGUUGACUUAAACAUAUACACAUCGAGACAAUAUUAUUUUGUAUCAAGCACUAUUAUUUCAUUUCAUUUGCACAAUUACCACACUUUAUUCUAUUUCUAUCUCUAUCCAACAUGUUUUUGUUGGUUAUUUUCUUAAUUGACGACUUGUUUAUGCACGUUUUGACUUUCGCGUAUUUUAUUUGACAUAUUAUGUUUAAAUCAAGAGAAAUUCUGUUGAACAAUUACAACAAAUAAUUUAUUUGUUUUUUUUUUCUUUCUUUCUUACAGUACUUCACAUUAAGUACUUUCUUUAGUUAUGUGAAUAAAUGAGACUUUAUAAAAUAGUUUUUAUGGUUACGAAUACUGUGAGAACUAUGUUCAGCCCAGUAGCAAUGAAGUCUAUACAUACAUAUACACAAAUUCUUUGUACUGAUUUCUCUGUGUAGUUGAAUUUAUUCUAAUUUUAUGUGAUAGAUAAUGCUUGAUACUGUUCCGUGUUCAAAGUGUUAACGUUGAGAUAAUCAGUGCUGAACAUAUGAAACGGUGAUUGUUAAUGGAUAAAUCAUAAACUUACUCUGAACUGUUUGCAUGUUAUCACUUACACCAUUGUUGUAUAUGAUGAUGAAUUCAUUGAGAACUUGGUUUUGUGUUUCGAGCAAUUGUACAUCUUGAUAAUUUCUACAGCAUCAUUGCUUUCUUUUAUUUUUGAAAAAAAGUAAUACUUAUUGUGAAAGAAAUAUAUGCUUUCUGCUUA
Molecule: messenger RNA, 5076 nt
Organism: Schistosoma curassoni
Lineage: Eukaryota; Metazoa; Platyhelminthes; Trematoda; Strigeidida; Schistosomatidae
Source: the annotation of a GenBank genome assembly